Messenger RNA from Rhineura floridana, 7716 nucleotides. Its product is annotated as zinc finger and SCAN domain-containing protein 31-like. Gene Ontology annotation, molecular function: RNA polymerase II cis-regulatory region sequence-specific DNA binding; DNA-binding transcription factor activity, RNA polymerase II-specific. Lineage: Eukaryota; Metazoa; Chordata; Lepidosauria; Squamata; Rhineuridae. The transcript is spliced from 4 exons. Gene Ontology annotation, biological process: regulation of transcription by RNA polymerase II. The record is from RefSeq and is a predicted model, not a curated record. The coding region runs from base 297 to 1958 and encodes 553 amino acids.
UCCAAGGGAAGGGAAGGGAAGGCAGACACAAAGAAAUAGCAGCAGCUGCAAAGAGAAUCCCCAGUCUGCAAAAGAAGGGGGCAGAGAGAGAGGUUGAGCACUUGGAGAAACACAUCUUGCUUGCUGAGAACUUGACGGAAGACCCUUGAUUGUGACUUCAAGAGAAGCCUCUGGAAUCGCCUUAACUCCAGAGAGUGCUCUCCACCAAACGUUGGAGGCUGUCCAGUGUUUAGGAGACUGGGAGGUUGGAACGCGAAAGAAGGAAACGCAGCAGCAGCUGCCCCAGGGGUCUAGAAAUGGAGGAGCAGGACAUAGCCGGCUCCAGAUUGUGGGACGGGAUGCCAGGGGAAGGGAAGAGAGGCCCACAGGUGGUACAUGUAGGGAGUAUUGGGACCUUGCUGAGCAAGUCUUCUCCACAGCAGAUUAAACGGGAACCAGAGGAAGGGCUGCAGCAGCACUGGGAGACCCAGUGGCAGGAGUUCCUGAAGAGUGUGCAGGCCCCCAACUUAGGAUCACAGCCUCACCCUGUCUCCGGGGAGGAGGCCAAGGAUUUCCAGGCUUCCUUCCGAGGAGUCGCCAAUGCCACUCAGUGGCCGAGAGGAGGGUGGGUGACUCAGGCUCUGCCAGGCCUCAACGGAGAAGUCCACAGGGUCUACCGAAGCUUCGACUCCUUCGUGAAGGUGAAGGAGGAGGUUGCAAACGAGGGGGCCAUCCGGCCUGAGACGCGGCGCCAGCGCUUCCGGCAGUUCUCCUACCAGGACGCCAAAGGGCCCCGGGAGGUUUGCAACAAGCUCCGGGAGCUUUGCCACCAGUGGCUGAAGCCGGAGAAGCAAACCAAGGAGCAGAUUCUGGAGCUGCUGGUGCUGGAGCAGUUCCUGGCCAUCCUGCCCUUGGAGAUGCAGAGCUGGGUCCAGGAAAGCAGGCCAGAGAGCUGCACCCAGGUGGUGGCCCUGGCGGAAGGCUUCCUGAUGGGGCAUCGAGACAGCAAGAGGUGGGGACAGCAGGUGCCAGCCCCUUUUGCGGAGGUGGGCGUGAAUUCUUCUGAAGUGGAGCAGGUUCCGUCGGAAAUUUGGAACAAGCCGCUCUGUAGAAUAGCCAAGCAGGAUCCGAGCAAGGAGGGGAACCCUCUCGUUGAUGGGCAGAUGGGAGACAAUCAUCAUCCGGAUGGCUCCGAUCGAGUGGAACCACAUGACGCGUCCAUGAGAAUCGGCUUAGUCUUCCAGCAUUGCGAGGAAGGAGCGACGGUCUUUGGUCAGCAGGCAUUGGCGAGUAAGCAGGGAAAGGAUCCGGAAAACAGAACAGGCGAAGCCAUAGCCUGUUGGGAAGGUGACUUCCACAAGAAAGAAUCCAAAGUCCAGUCUUGCGAGGAGCUAAAAUCACAUGCCGAUGGCAAUGGGAGCUUCAGAUCAAAUGGAGGCCUUCUGAAGCAUGAAGCGAUCCCCGUGGAUGGAAAGCCAUUUAAUUCUUCGGACUGUGGAGAAACCUUGCCUCAAAGCCCCAGCCUCGUCCCGCAUGAGAGGAACCAUGCGGAGGACAGGCGGUACAAGUGUUCCGAAUGCGGGAAGAGCUUCAACCAGAAACGGUACCUUGCGGGGCACAAGAGAAUCCACAAAGGAGAGACCCCGUACAAAUGCUCAGACUGCGGGAGAAGCUUCAAUCGGAAGUGGAACCUCAUUGCACACAAGAGGAUCCAUUCAGGGGAGAACCCGUACAAGUGCUCGGACUGCGGGAAGACAUUCAGCCAAAAGGGUAAUCUCAUGACCCAUGUGCGAAUCCACACGGGGGAAAAGCCCUACAAGUGCGCAGAGUGUGGGAAACGAUUCAGCCAGAGGGCAGGCCUUACGUCGCACAGGAAAAGCCAUAUAAAAAUCAACUCCGUAGGAAAAGCUACCGUGGGUUAUUUGAUAUUCUUAAACCUCAGUGAAUCUGGACAAGAGGGAAGCCCUGUAGACGCUUAGGACAGUGGAGGGAACUCCACGAAGAGCUCAAAACAUUCCAUGUCUAAAAAAAAAAAUUGCAUAGGAGAAAACCUUUAAAAAUUCUGACUGUAAUAGAAGCAGGGUGUGGUGAUGUACGAUUAAGAAGAAAUUCUGUAAAUGCCCUGACUACCUGUGGGACAGAAUUUUCACUCGUAAGUCGUCAACAGAUAAAGCAGUCUGCAGAAACUGCAGAGUAUGCGGCAAAAGUGUUUCUGGCCUGUAGGGAAAGGGCUGUAGCUCAGUGGUAGAGCAUCUGGUGUUGCAUGCAGAAGGACCAAGGUUUGAUCCUCAGCAUCUCCAGGUAGGGCUGGGGAAGACCUAGAGAGCCACUGCCAGUCAGUGUAGACAAUGCUGAGCUAGAUGGAUCAAUUGUCUGACUUAGGAUAAGUCAGCUUCCUAUGUUCCUAUGUUACCAUUCUAGACUGACAGGAGGGGUAGACUGCAUGAUUCAAAACAUCCCCAUAUAAAAAGAAGAGGGGGGGGAAGCUCCCUGCAAGCAGAAACCUAAUUGUCAGGGAGAAGUUCCAUCUGUAGAGUGAAUUCAUAAUUCAAAAUGUUCUCAUGUUAAAAAUGAGCAAUCAGACAAGCCAGUAGGCUCUUCUUAUAUCCUUAAAAACAAAACCCUCCCUGUAUAUAGAAACCUCAGUGUCAGGGGGAAAAAUCUGUAUUUGACUUCUUGAUAUGCUAGUGUUCUAUGUGCAGGGAGUGGGAGAUAAUUUUUUAACAUUAUUUUUUACUAGCAGCUUCAUAGCCAGUGUUUUUGGGAGCGAUAAGAAACCAAAAAAAAAAAACCCAGUGCAGUUUUGAAAUUGGUGGUUAAAGCCAGUGCCGUGUUGAAAGGUUCAGUCCACCAUCUUGAUUUGAAAUGGCAUCCAAUUUUAUCCAAAGAUAGAUGAAAACCUGCGCCUUGAUCCCAGGAACCAACAUGUAAAAUUUGCUUACGAUAUCUUAAAGAGGUGUUCAAAUGCCAAUUUCUAAAAGGUAUAGUAGAUAAGUUGCUUCAUAAUCUAUAGAUUCCCUAGGUGUUAGGAUUUAACAUAGCAUAAGGAUUCAAAUAUAUUAACUUCCCCCAUAGUCACCGGCUGAUGUGACAAAGUUCAGGAGGAAUUUUACUGCGUAAUCCACUGUUUAUGUAGACUGGCUUUUAAGUACAAUCCUAUACAUGUCUACAAAAUGGGACUUAACACCAGGUAAAUUGGUAUAUAUGACUGCAGCCUUAGUUAACUAAGGAAUUGGUAGAACUGCAUUUGCUAAAGAUCUUUUUUAAAGCCAUAUAGCCCUUUUUGGCGGGCGAGGGGGGAUUACCGUGGCAUUUUUCAUCCUGGUGUGUCUUCACACAACCACAAGUGCACGGUGGCUAUCAGAUUAGCACGCAUAGAGGUGAGUCUCGCAAGUGCUGUGUUUCCUAUGUACAGGAACGAAAUUUACCCCAUGUUUUGAGCUGGUUGAAAUGCGAGUUUCCCUGAGAAAUGUAUAAACCGUCUUGCUCAAAUCCGACUAAUCUACACCUAGCAUUUUGGCUCCAACAGUGGUCAGCCAGAUCCGUCGGAAAGCUUACAAGCAAGUCGUGAAGGUGGCCCAUCCCCCCUGACCUGGUAUUCAGAAAGGAGGUACGCUGCCUUUGAAUGCGAAGGUUCCACAUUGUGUUAUCAUGGAGUAGGAAAGCCAGCAAUUGGCUGACCGGCUUGGCAUCUCGGUUCAGUUCCGUGGAGAAACCAGGAAGCUCCCUCCUACCAAGUCAGAACAUUGGUCUGUCUGGCUCGGUGCAUCGCCUGCAGUGAUUGGCAGCGGCUCCCCAGGGUUUCAGGGAGGAGUCUCUCCCAGACCUACCUAGAGAUGCCGCUGAGGAUUGAACCCGGGACCUUCUGCAUGCCGAAAGAGGUCCCUGGCGGAGUUGCAGCAGCACAGAGUCAACUCCGAGCUGGAUGCAAAUGAUUAAAGAUUGUUGGAACUGACAGAAGAGUUAAUGCUGCUACUUAAAAUGAAAAAAAGAAAAGAGAUUUUCUUCUUCUUUCCAGCCAAAGGCACUUGUCACUGUCAGUCAAUCAGGGGACCGGAGGCAGGUGGUCACUCCACUCAUGGAAUGGUUGAGGUCCCUGUAGGUCAUGGGUGUGGGAACGUUUUUGGGAGGUCCGUGGGCCAUAUCUUUUUCUCCCCCCCACUCUACCGACCAACUUUGGCAGGGCUCUCUGUCAAUAAUCUGUCACCAUUAUGACAUCUAAUACGUUGGCGGUCCCAUCCACCUGUCAAAGUUGACUUCUGGGGUGGGGGAGAGGGGCCUGCUCCGCCAGCACAUUCCCCACAGGGAACGGCACUGGCGAAGCUGCACUGAGGAGGACAACCCCCUCCCCCAACCAUCAGCUGAUAUCAACCAAUGGUGUCAGCUGAUGUACGGGUGAACAUGAUUAUCAGGAAAUGGCCCCAUGGGCCAAGAUUGACUCUUGGGCUGGAGGCUCCCCACCUGUACCAUAGGUAGUUGUGAGUUUCGGGGUGCCAAAACAGAUAUCCUCGAACGCCUCAUUGUCGACACAAUAGGUUUCAUCUGGGUUCUCCACCGGCAGUUGGACAGAGAGCUAUCACUGAACUACAGCCCUUCCCUGAUGGAAGUUUCUUGUAGAGCUGGGCAAGGAGAACCUGAGCCACCUUUCAGCAGUAGCAGUGGAGGAAUCUGUGACCCUCCAGAUGGUGUUGGACUCUAACUCCCAUCAGGGCCCAAUGGUCAGAGAUGAUGGGAGUUGGAGGGCACAGGUUCCUCAUGGCGUGGGCUACAGCCUCUCUGUGCAAAUUGGUUCCCGGAAUGCUGUCACACUGGAGCAUGGCCAAGGAACGGAACUCGGGAAGAGGCGAAUCAAAUUAAGAGGCAGGCUUGAUUCUCACAACUGUGAGGGAGGGUCACUUCUCGGAAGUAGGCACGUCUGGCUCUGCCAGUUCCCAACAUUCUGUCAUGCUGGAGCGUGACCAAGAAAUAGAACGUGGGGGGGGGGAGGCUAGGGAAAUUAAGAGGCAAGUUUGAUUCUUAGUGGUUUGGAGGUCAUCAAGGGUGCAGAGCCAGUUAAACUCUCUUUGCCCCCCUUGUGGGAUUGCACCACUUUGCCCUGCAUAGAUGCCCAGUGGCUAUCUAGUCAGUCUCAUGCGGAAAAGCCAAGGGCUGCCUUUGAAAGAGUGGGGGAGGAUGCACUGUGUUUGAGGGCAAAAUCUUCCUUUCUCCCAUAAUUAUGGCAUGGCCUGCUGGGUGUUGGCCCCUCCCCUGAUCUCAGCAUGGUUAAAGGUCAUCAGGCAUCAUUUGUUAAACCAGCAAAAUACCCUAAUUCUAAACAGAGGGGACAGCAGCAGCAAAAGGGAUGUCAUUAUCGUGAAUGAGAUCGUGGGUAUGUGACUGCAUAUACACCAUACAUUUAAAGCACAGGACUUCCCCCAACAAAUCCUGGGAACUGUAAUUUGUUAAAGGUGCUAGGAAUUUGGGGGUGGUGGUAAACUACAGUUCCCAAGAUUCCUUGGGAGAAUCCAUGUGCUUUAUAAUGUUUAUGCAACCUGUGUGUGCGUGUUGGUGUGUUUGCACCUGCCUGCCCCCUGUAGUCUCUACCAAAGGUCAAGCCUUAGGUAGUGGUGGAGAACCUUUUUCAGCCUGAGGGCCAUGUUCCCUUCUGGGGGCCACAUGCCAGCAGGGUAUACAGCCUGCAAACUAGUCAGCAUGAAUGCAGGAUGAAGGGUCAUUGUUGUAUAAUCAGCCCGUAAACAAAUCGGAACAAAUGCUCAAUAAAGGACGGACGUACAGUAGUCUUAAGACCACCUGAGCUUUGUGCAAGCAUAUCAGGAUGAAUGCUGACUAAACUGGUCAUUGGGAGAUGCCAAGAUUUGACUGGAAGAAAUGAGUAGUUGAAAAUUGCCUAAUGCCAUGUAGUUAAACAUGGUGAUCACAUGGGCAUCAUUGCAGAUCAGAACGUCUGAAAGGCACAACAAUGGGCUGGUUUAAAAGUUGACUGCCUAGUCUAUGUCCUGAGGUGCUGAUUGGGAUCAGAAAGGUCUGGAUAGGGGAUAUCUCUUAGCCAGCCAGAUGCUAAGGUUUCUGUAAGACAUUUACACAGCCAAGAGCACCCUUGGGAUCUUUAAGCCCACACACACAAUUCUCUAGGUUGCUAGUCUAAGGUAUGACUGACCUAGACUGUUUGUUUCUGUUUUGCUAUAUACAAAAUAUAUUUUUUUAAAAAAUUAAAAACAGAGCGCAGCUUCCAAGGGUUAGUGUGAAAUGGUGCUUUUUAAAAUAACCACCUUCCAGAAUUGGCUGUUUCCAGCUUGCAGUUUUAGACCAAAUAAUUACAGAACAAUCUAUGCAGACCUUAAGGCAUUUCCAUGUAAUUCAUACGCUGCAGCCUUUGCCAACCUGAUACCCUCCAGUUGUUUCGGGCUACAGCGCCCAUCAGUUGUCCAAAGUAUCUGGAGGGCAUCAGGUUGGUGAAGGCUGAUGAUGUGCUGAACAGCCAUGCAGAUUAGGUUGGACCGUUUGCUUCACCUUCCCAGUCAUCAAAAGCUCACUGUCUCCCCCCAGUUUCACAGCAUAUCCUGUUCCCUUGGCUCUGCGUUUGAAUUUUCUUACAGCCAACCUGACAUGCUGUUGCUCAUCACAGCAGCUGUUUUGAUUAUUGUCAGCGUUCUAUGGCUCAGGAUUCCCCCUCAGGUCUGGUGAGCAUUCUAUGAUCUCACAGUGGCUCCACCAAUGCUGAGUAGGGACCGGGCACACAAAAAACAGGACACUUUUAGCCAUCAUAGGGGGAAUGGGUCAGAAAGUCCAGGGAAAGAGUUUUAAAAAUUAGUAACUUUUUACUUAAUAGGGAUAGGGCAAAAAUAACAUUAUAAUGCUGAACUCUCAAAAGUGAGUUUAUGUUGCAGGAAAUUGGUUUGCUUUUAACAAUGGGACUCUGUUUUUCUUGCUCCCGUGGAUUAACACCUCUGCUCUUAGGAAAUUAAUAUUUUGACAAUCUCUGUUUUAAUUGUUUAAUUAUCCCUUUCAAAACAAUUGAUCCCAGGCUCAUGUGAAGGAAUCGACUGGCAGAGAGGAUCCAAAGCAGACCAAAGGGAGUACUUCUUCACACAACGGGAGCCUCCAUAUUCAAAGGCAGUGUAUCUCUUUAUUGGUUGAUGCUGUAGCCUAAGAGCAGGGAAUCUUUCUGCUGAAGGGUCGUGCUCCCUUUUGGGCAACCUUUCAAGGAAGUCGCAUGCCAGUGGUGGGCAGGGCCAGGGAAAAAAGGGGGGGAUUAAUGUACCUUUGUGCAGAAGGCUAGUUUCUACACACCAUCAAUACAGGCCUGUCUCUAUCCUCCAUCCACGCAAGCAAGAGAUGUUAUCAGAGUUGAAGGACAUAUUGCAGUCAGACAAAACCACUCCAGGACGGUUCAAAGUAGGACUGGGUCAGGGGAAUGUCCCGAAGGGCCCUACCCCUGCUAGAGCCGAACGAGGGAGAGUUUUCACCUGAAAGCUUUGCUUGUGAGCUUCCAGCAUUAUCUGCCUCUUCACUCUUGGGAAGAAAAUGAUGAACUAGAGCUUGACCUAACAAGGUGUGCUCUUAAAAAUGCUUUACAUACAUGAGCCCCGUCACGACCUUGGAGGUAGAUUUGAUCAAGGCUUAAUGCAAGCCAUAAAUCUCAAAAUCAGCCUCGGGUGGGGAGCUGGUGUAUCUUUUUUAUUGUUAAGUGAUACUUUUAGUAAGGAUUUUGUUUUUAUGAUAAUAAAAAAGCAGUAU